AUGAUUGAUGAGUUGUUAACGCAAAAGCAAUCUAGAGAUCAAGAGCAGAAAAUCUUAUCCAUGAAGAAGUCAAUGGAUUCUACAUUUGUUGGGAAGAUAAGGCGAUUCCGCCCACCCUCAAACUUCAGCCAGCCUCAGUUCAAAGAAUUUUUUGACGGCAAGAAUGGGAAUCCGGUGGAGCACGUCCAGCGUUUUCAAGCCUCGAUGAGUUUGUGGGGAUACAGUGACGAACUACUUUGCAGAACUUUUCCAAUGACUUUGACGGGUAAGGCUCUAACUUGGUUCUCACAUUUAGAGUCUAAUUCAAUCAAGGAUUUUGGAAUGUUGUCGGAUGCCUUUUUCGAGCAGUACAAGAUUAAUCUCGGGAGCAAGAAGGGAAGCAGUCAUUUAUUCCUCUUGCAUAGGGAACCUGGCGAAAGUCUAGGUGAUUUUAAUAUAAGGUUCCGUCAGGAAGUAAGCGAAGUUGGAAAAGUUGAUGAGAGUUUCGUGAUAGAAGCAUACAAAAAUCCAAUGGAGUAUGAUGAAUUUAGAAUUUAUAAUUCAUUAACAGUCCAACCAGUUGGAAGCCUCAGAGAGUUGUAUGACAGGUCUGAUAGAUAUGCUAAGGCAGAGAAAGAAAAGAAAGCAAAGUUGUCGCGAACAACAAGAAGGAAAAUGGUCGAGGGACCGGCGAAACCGAAACAACAAUUUGAAGGUAAUACCAAAAACAAGAGCCAUGAAGGUCCAUAA
This is a messenger RNA of Papaver somniferum (opium poppy), 729 nucleotides long. RefSeq lists its product as uncharacterized. Lineage: Eukaryota; Viridiplantae; Streptophyta; Magnoliopsida; Ranunculales; Papaveraceae. Bases 1 to 729 code for a protein of 242 amino acids. The transcript has a single exon. The record is from RefSeq and is a predicted model, not a curated record.